Messenger RNA from Taeniopygia guttata (zebra finch), 4865 nucleotides. It is a transcript of the gene TP63, whose product is annotated as tumor protein p63. Gene Ontology annotation, cellular component: nucleus. Gene Ontology annotation, biological process: protein tetramerization; apoptotic process; regulation of transcription by RNA polymerase II. Gene Ontology annotation, molecular function: protein binding; RNA polymerase II cis-regulatory region sequence-specific DNA binding; DNA-binding transcription factor activity, RNA polymerase II-specific. The record is from RefSeq and is a predicted model, not a curated record. NCBI's taxonomy places the organism in Eukaryota, Metazoa, Chordata, Aves, Passeriformes, Estrildidae.
ACUUGACCUUAUUGCUUUUAGCCUGCUGGCUUUAUAUCUAUUUAUUUAUUUUAUUUCAGUUUGUCCCCAAGGAGGGGCUGGAAGGAAAUGAAUUUUGAAGCAGCACCUUUCACCACCUUGCCGUACUACCCUGAUCCCUGCAUCCAGCGGUUUGUAGAAACUCCGAGCCCCUUCUCCUGGAAGGAGAGUUACUACCGAUCAGCCAUGUCCCAAAGCUCUCAGCCCAGGGAAUUCCUCAGCCCAGAGGUCAUCCAGCAUAUCUGGGACUUCCUGGAACAGCCAAUAUGCUCAGUUCAGCCAAUUGAUUUAAACUUCAUUGAUGGCCCAUCUGAAGAUGGCUCCACAAACAAAAUUGAGAUCAGCAUGGAUUGUGUCCGGGUGCAGGACACCGAGCUCAAUGACCCGAUGUGGCCACAGUACACGAACCUGGGGCUCCUGAACAGCAUGGACCAGCAGAUCCAGAAUGGCUCUUCCUCCACCAGCCCUUACAACACGGAGCACGCGCAGAACAGCGUCACGGCCCCCUCGCCCUACGCCCAGCCCAGCUCGACUUUUGACGCCCUCUCUCCCUCCCCAGCCAUCCCUUCCAACACAGACUACCCAGGACCUCACAGCUUCGAUGUAUCAUUUCAACAGUCCAGCACAGCAAAAUCAGCAACAUGGACGUAUUCUACCGAGCUGAAAAAGCUGUACUGCCAGAUCGCCAAGACAUGUCCCAUCCAGAUCAAAGUGAUGACCCCACCGCCUCAGGGAGCUGUCAUCAGGGCUAUGCCAGUCUACAAGAAAGCUGAACACGUCACUGAAGUGGUGAAACGCUGCCCGAACCACGAGCUGAGCCGGGAGUUCAACGAGGGACAGAUUGCACCUCCCAGCCACCUGAUCAGAGUGGAAGGGAACAGCCAUGCCCAGUAUGUAGAAGACCCCAUCACUGGGAGGCAGAGUGUGCUGGUCCCCUAUGAGCCACCCCAGGUCGGUACCGAGUUCACCACAGUCUUGUACAACUUCAUGUGCAACAGCAGCUGCGUUGGAGGGAUGAACCGCCGCCCGAUCCUUAUCAUUGUGACCCUGGAAACCAGAGAUGGGCAAGUGCUGGGCCGCCGAUGUUUCGAAGCCCGUAUUUGUGCUUGCCCAGGCAGAGACCGCAAGGCAGACGAGGACAGCAUCCGCAAGCAGCAAGUGUCUGACAGCACAAAGAAUGGUGAUGGUACGAAGCGCCCUUUUCGGCAAGGAACUCAUGGCAUUCAGAUGACAUCUAUCAAAAAAAGACGCUCCCCAGAUGACGAGCUCUUGUACUUGCCAGUGAGGGGACGGGAGACGUACGAAAUGCUGCUGAAGAUCAAAGAGUCCCUGGAGCUGAUGCAGUUCCUUCCCCAGCACACGAUCGAGACCUACCGGCAGCAGCAGCAGCAGCAGCACCAGCACUUGCUCCAGAAGCAGACCUCCAUGCAGUCGCAGUCCUCCUAUGGCUCCAACUCUCCACCACUCAGCAAAAUGAACAGCAUGAACAAGCUGCCCUCGGUCAGCCAGCUCAUCAACCCCCAGCAGCGCAACGCCCUGACCCCAACCACCAUCCCCGACAGCAUGGGAACCAACAUUCCCAUGAUGGGCACCCACAUGGCCAUGACCGGUGACAUGAAUGGCCUCAGCCCCACGCAGGCGCUGCCUCCUCCCCUCUCCAUGCCUUCAACGUCCCACUGCACCCCCCCUCCUCCAUACCCCUCAGACUGCAGCAUCGUCAGCUUCUUAGCGAGGUUGGGCUGCUCAUCCUGUGUGGAUUAUUUCACGACCCAGGGGCUGACCACCAUCUAUCAGAUUGAGCAUUACUCCAUGGAUGAUCUGGUGAGCCUCAAGAUCCCGGAGCAGUUCCGCCAUGCCAUCUGGAAGGGCAUCCUGGACCACCGGCAGCUCCAUGACUUCUCCUCCCCUCCCCACCUGCUGCGCACCCCCAGCGGCGCCUCCACGGUGAGCGUGGGCUCGAGCGAGACGCGCGGGGAGCGGGUCAUCGACGCCGUGCGCUUCACGCUGCGCCAGACCAUCUCCUUCCCGCCCCGCGACGAGUGGAAUGACUUCAACUUCGACAUGGAUGCCCGGCGCAACAAACAGCAACGCAUCAAAGAGGAGGGGGAGUGAGAGCCGCGGGCCCCCCUCCACCCCGCCCCAGCCACGAACUGCUCAGCCCUUCAUUUGUCUUCCUUCUGCUUGGUACUGCACCCCGGACGGAGCGUGGAGAGAACCUUCCUGCUCACUCCUGCUAGGUCAUGCCCUGGGUGCUGUCCAGGUCGUGCUCCUGGACUGCAGCCUCCACCCCAGCUCUUGCAAGGGGAAGAGCUGAGCAAAGGGGGAAGGUGGGUGGUAUUUCUUUGACUACCAUUGACCUUCUUGAGAAGGCCAACUUGUUUUGUGUUUUCCUUUGGGGAGAGGGCUUCUUUUCUUGACUUUUGAAUCCUCACACACCUUAUGGGUGCCCUGACCUGAAAUGUGUUUCUCUCGCCCAGCUCUCCCACUUUGUAAAGCCGGAAGGUUGAAAUAAAAUUCUAAAAAGCCCCCAAAAACCCCAAAACUCUGGGGGAAAAAAAAAACAACCCAAGUAUCCAGACACACUGCAACAGCAAAACUAAAUAUAAAAAACACAAAACAACACAACUUUGAACUGACAGUUUAUCUGAAAAGUAAAUGGGAAUCGGUCUGCCGAACGCUGCACUUAAACAGCCUCUUCCCAUGGAGCUGAGUGCUCUGUUCAUGAGUAAUAUUCUCCAGCGGAGACAGCACAUGCACUUUGCUGGGCAGGCCGCACUUCAGCACCUGCAUCCAUCUUCCUUUUGCCUCGCCUUCUCUGGAAAAGCCAAGCCAGCUGUCUCUCCUUGUUUUGGGUAUACAUUCAUAUGUAUGUCCUGGUUGGCAUCCUUCAGGCUUGGAAGUGUAAAUAAAGGUGCAGGUUACCCUUGAAUUCUGUCCCCACCUGACCUUUAACCCUGCCGUGAUACCACUGACAUUUAAACUACAGAAUUAGGCUUUGCCAAGCAUUCAGCCUGGCUAGUUUAGCAUAAGGAUUUGCCCACCUAGCCUCAGUUAAAUGGAAGAGUGAGAGCUGCACACUGGUUUGUAGGACUUCAGCUAUCCUAAACUCAGAAAACCUUUUGUUUGGACCUUGCUAGAUUACUUGGGAGGAAGCCAGGCUUGUCUUUAGAUAUAUCUGUAAUGGGUCGGAACCUGUUGUGUUUGUUGCUAUAGGUUGAGUGACAUGGAACUAGAAGAAAAACCAUAAGCUGCCUUAAAACAAAGAGCAUUUCUGGGAACUAUGAGUGUUGUUACCGCAGUAAGCCAUGUUUACAUGAGAAAUUGAUUUUUCUGUUUCUUUUUUUUUUACUCAUUCUACCAUAGUUGUGCUCUGAGGCAUUUCCUCUGACUGCCAGUGCUCCUGUGGACAAAUAACUGAACAAUGUGUGUUUUCACAUUUAUAUUAGCCAAAGUACUGAGUGAGACUCUAAGGUAUACGACUUAAGCUGAGGAGCAAGGCUCUGCACAGCUGAUUUCAAGUUGGCUUGUUCUUUUUAACAGUAAGCCUGACUUCUUUUUUCUUUUUUUUUUUUUUUGGAGGGAGAGGGAUUACAAAAGCAACUUAAAUGACUCGUUAUCCUACCUUACUACGGAUUAAUAUUCCUGUCUCAAUGCAGUGGCUGUUUGUGGGCCCUGCUCUGUGUCACAUAUUUCAUUUAAGCAUGAUAUGGUUAGUAUCCUCCAUCUGUCUGUUGUGCCAGAUCUGUGUUGCAUUCAAAGACUGCCUUUUGGUGGCUCUGCAAGCCUCUUUUGGUUAGCCAUGAAUGCUAACGCCAGAUGAUUACACUGUCAAGUUUGUAUAUAAAUAUUUUUGUAUGUAUGAUUUUUUGUUUUCCUACAGUGCAACAUGAUCAGAUUUAUUUCUUCUUGGGCGACUGGGCUGACAGAACCACAAUUAAAUGUUGUUGUUUGUUUUUCUGUUUUUAAUUAUUAUUUUUAUGCAGAAGGCGUGCAGUUACAAAUCAUGUAACAAACAGCCAGUCACUGGAUGAAUAUAUUUGUAUUUUUCAUACUGAGAUUACUGUGUUACUUUGCAGUUGAGGGGGGAGCAAGCACCUACUGAAAGCCUGUGGUAUCAUUUUAUUUUGUAACACUUCAAAGAGCAGUGUCCUAGAUUUCAAAGUAUUUAACAUGCUCAGUGUGAGAAAUUGCUAUAGCUCUUCAUUUUUUUCUAUAUGGUACAAAACACAAGAGUAGUUCUGUUCUUGACUUGAUGCAAUGAUUAAUUCAGCAGGGCAGUGUUAGCAUGGGGAAGGAGUUAGAGUAGAUACUUUACAAAUCCCUGGAGGUGAAUUAGGCUGUGCCCUUCUCACCUCCAAGGUUUUGCAUCUCCAUUGUGUAGUCCUUCUGAGCUGCUUCAGUAUUGUACAUACAUACAUACAAAUGACACUUUUAGGAUCCAGGGAGCUUCUGACUAUAAUGCUGUGCCGUUAAUGCUGUGCCCAGAAUCGGUACAAGAACUUCAGUAUCUGCUUUUCAACUCAGCAGUGAGAUGGAGCUUUUCUGCUGCAUCACUAAUGAUUAAUAUAUAUGCUGUGAAAACCUUCUUUCCACUGUAUGCCACUCUGGAGCCCACUUCUGUAUAACUGGAAUCUUCAAGUGACUUUGAACUGCUGUAGCUUUUGCCCUCCCCUGUAGAGCUGUGAUUUUGUUUUGUUUUGAUGCAUCAAAGUGUUAUGGCUUAAUGGAGCUGAGAAUCUGGCAAUGCUUGUAGCAAUGACCAUGUUACCCGGACCAAGGCGCGUCUCUGUGUGUUCGAACACCUUGUUGUUGAAGUGAAUGAAAAUAAAAGCCAGAACUGAAAAUGA